AUGCCCUCCAAAGUGCAGAUCCAUGCCGUAGACCAGACUCCCUUCCCCGAUCAGUUUGACCGGCUGCCUGAUUCUCUCGUGCUCCUCAUCCUCAACAAAGUCUCCGACGUCCGUUCCCUCGGCCACUGCUGCGCCGUCUCUAAGCGCUUCAGCUCGCUCGUCCCCUUCGUCCAGGACAUUUACCUGAAGAUCGACCGGGUUGUCGCUGGCGACGGCGACGGUGACGAGGGGCUAAACCCCUCCUCCGUGAAGCCCUCCAACUUCUUCUGCAACUUCCUCAAGUACGUCAUCUUCGCCAUCCUCAGGCCGCUCCAUCAUCUCCGCAGCGCCGCCUGCGGGUACAGGCCCCUCCUUCCCCAGCUCAGCCACCACUCCCCCGCCCGCGUGCUCAAGAACUUCGGGCACGUCCGCAACCUGCGAAUCGAGCUCCCGGCCGGCGACGUGGGUACGGAGGAAGGGGUGCUCCUGAAGUGGAGGGCCGAGUUCGGGAGCACCCUGCAGAACUGCGUCAUUCUCGGAGGCACGCGCAUGGAUCGCAGGGCGAGUGAGUCACCGUCGCCGGCACCGGCGCCGGAGGACAACGGGAGCAUCCCCGAAGCGUUCUACACCGACGGCGGGCUGAAGCUGCGCGUGGUCUGGACCAUCAGCUCUCUGAUCGCCGCCUCCACGAGGCACUACCUUCUGCGGCAGAUCAUCAAGGAUCACCCAACUCUGCGGAGCCUGAUAUUGACGGAUGCAGACGGGCAGGGAACCCUGAGCAUGGGGCAGGAGCAGCUGAAGGAGUUCAGAGAGAAGCCGCUGGCGGCGUCGGCCUCGUCGAACCGAACCCAGGUGCCGGCCUCCCUCUUGAAACUACGGUACGCUUCCCAUUUGCUGCUCCCCGACGGCAUCAGCAUGCAAGGCGCCACGCUGGUGGCCAUCAGGCCUUCGCCGGAGAGCGGCGGCGGUGCUGCCCCCGGGAGGAAGGAAGCUGAUUCCUUCCUCUCCGGGGCCUUCGAGGAGCCAUUCGGCGCCGCAGUGAAAGCCCUCUUCAAGAGGCGCAUCUACCUCCUGGAGAUGAACAGCUUCUGA
This is a messenger RNA of Spirodela intermedia, 1071 nucleotides long. The record is from the annotation of a GenBank genome assembly. Lineage: Eukaryota; Viridiplantae; Streptophyta; Magnoliopsida; Alismatales; Araceae.